AUGGGCUGCUGCUGCCGCCGGUGAGACGCGAUGGAGCCGGGCGCCAUGAGCGAGGCGGGCGGCAAGACUCCGGGGAUGGAGACCAGGAAGCUCAUCACCGCUACCGACAACCAAUAUUCUGGCAUGCUUUUGAAAGCGUUGGACGAGCAGCGAGGCCUCGGGCUUUUCUGCGACGUCACUGUGAUCGUGGAGGACCGCAAGUUUCGAGCCCACCGGAAUAUCCUUUCGGCUUCCAGCACUUAUUUCCACCAACUCUUUGCCGUGGCGGGACAAGUCGUUGAGCUGAACUUCAUCCGGGGGGAGGUUUUCGCGGAAAUCCUCAACUACAUCUACAGUUCCAAAAUCGUCCGGGUGCGAUCGGAUCUGCUCGAUGAACUGAUUAAAUCGGGGGAGUUGCUGGGGGUCAAAUUCCUCGCCGAGCUGGGCGUCCCGUUGCAACAGGUGAAGAGCAUGUCUUCGGAGGCCACACCCAGCGCUUCGGAGCUGCCCAUCCCGGAGGGCAAUGGGCCGAAAGCCCAGAAGCUCCCAGCCCCGUCUGAGCCCCAACCUGUAAAACUCGGGAAGCCGAUAAUUACGGAAUCUUUUUCCCUCUACCGGGAGUCGUGUGAUUCCGCUAAGAUCACCAUUAGUGAUUCCGAGGAUGAUGACGACGAUGUCAUUUUCUGCUCAGAGCUGGUCCCUUCUAAGGAACGUUCGGUGGAGACCAAAGUCAUAACCCAGAUCCCGCCUUGCCCAAAUGGGUCUUCUGAGGUAGCCAGCUCGUCCAACAGUCAUUCUCUCCCUCAACCGGUGACAACUGCGCCUCCACGACUGCUCGACUCAUCGACGGUUCUUCCAAAUCCGGCUGAAAACCAAAAGCUUCUCGACCCACUUCCUCCCCCGGCUCCAAAGACCACAACUCCAAAUGUCCUUGUGCUCAAUUCAGCUCGGGUUGAUGUCGCUCCAGGAGUUGGUCCGUCCCACGAAAUCGAGGUGUUGCCGAUUCCCGAGGAGAACCAGCAGCCAUCCACCAACGAUUCCUUAACUGACAUGGAAACCAAUGUCAUCGACGAGGAAGAAGAGGAAGAUGAAGAUGUGGAAGACGAUGAUGACAUUCUGGGUUUAUCCAGUCCCGGUUCAGCAAGCAGCAGUUCUCUGGUCCAGCAGCCCACCACUCCGAAACCUACCGUUGCGGCCGACAGCACAGCCGCCCAGAAGAAGCAAGUUGUGAACUUCCUGCCGGAACCCGUCUCCCAACCCAACGAAUUCAAGAUCCAGAUCUCCGAUGUUCUUUCCGGAGGCCUCAAGGACGCUCCCCCAAACGUUGCGCCGAAGCACGUCACCGAAGGGCAGAAGAUCAUCACCUUAGACAAAACAACGGAGAUAGAAAGCUUGUCCACCGGCUGCAAAGUUUACGCCAACAUCGGCGAAGACACCUACGACAUCGUCAUCCCGGUGAAAAACGAGGCUGACGGGGAAGUUCAGCUGGACAACGUGCCGCACAACUCGGGCAACGAUUCCGCCAACCGCAAGCGCUUGAAAGUCAAACACGACGACCACUACGAGCUGAUUAUGGACGGGAAGGUGUACUACAUCUGCAUUGUGUGCCGGAGAUCGUACGUCUGCCUGACCAGUUUACGGAGACACUUCAACGUUCAUUCCUGGGAGAAGAAAUACCCCUGUCGUUACUGCGAGAAGGUUUUCCCUCUGGCAGAGUACCGCACCAAGCACGAAAUCCACCACACCGGCGAGCGGCGGUACCAGUGCUUGGCUUGCGGCCAGUGUUUUAUCAAUUAUCAGGUGAUGGCCACUCAUCUUCGAUCGGUUCACAGCCAAGAUCCUACCGGGGAAUCAAAGCUGUACCGUUUGCAUCCGUGUCGGUCUUUGCAGAUCAGAAAUUACGCCUACAUUUCGGGGAGUUCCAACAAUAUCCCGGUCGCCAAUGACAAUGCCCUGGUUUAUGCUGGCAGUCCUCCAAAAGAGACCCCUCAGGAACCGGUCCCGAACCAACCUGUGAAGCCAAUGACUUGGGACGACAUCUUCGUCCAACAAGGAAACGAAACCCUCUUUAAACAAAACCCAUCGGACGGCACCUCCGAAUUUGAGUUCGUGAUACCAGAAUCUUACUGAAGGUGUUGCGAAAAAUGUGUGUGUGUGUGGGGGGGGAAAUGUUUUGUUUCGUUAUCAAAAGUGGGAGGAAAGUUUUUGUGGUUGUUGGUUGUUUUAAAAGAAAAAAAACAAAACACCAGAGCUCUUUCUCAACGGGCCCCUUGGAAGCUUCGAGAGAGCUUUCUCCCAUUACGAAACACGUCCGCGUGCUUCUUCUUCGACCUUUAGCCUACGGUAGUGUUUUAAAAUUAGUUAAUAUGUGUAACUUUUGAACUUGUGAACAACAACAAAAAAUUGGUCAGGAAAUAAAACGAUACUUGAAUACAGGUGUAAAGACGCUUAGGAAGUUAGGCGCUUCGGCGUUUAUUCGUAUGGAUCGAAAUCUAAAAAGUUUCCCAUUCGGAGACUCCCCUCCCCCCCUGCUCCCCGGGUUAGGUGUAGAAUAACAGGAAUAUAUAUCUUUCUUGAACCACUUACUUCUAUUUUCAUGUUAGCACUUUAAUGCUGAAAAGGGUUUCAUUGUGACCACAAAACAGGCACCCAGCUAGGUUUUCUUACUGAUGUUGUGGGGGGAGGGUGUCCCUGGAUGGGUGGGUGGGGAAAUAUUUUUUUUUAUUUUUUAAAAUAGAAAUCAGUGCGUUCUUGCAAUGGAACUUUAUAAGGGUCCAAAUCAUGCUUGUUCUCACGAAACCAAGCUUAACGGCGAAAGAGGCCUAGCCAUUUUUUUUGGUUGGCUUUGAAAUACAGUAUUUUUCGAACUGGACCAUAUGACGCACACAUAGCUUUCGAGGCAGAAAACGAGAAAAUAAAAAUCUGCCUCCAAGCAUCCAUCCGGUAUUCAUCCAGUUAGCGUCCUUGCAGCAAACAGCCUGGUCAGCUUCAGCACGUUAUCGCAGUCCCCAGCAUGUGGCUUGUCAGGGUUCCUUCCGCUCAGUUGUGUCCAUCACCGUCAAUGGAGCUGAGCUGCUGCUGCUGCUGCCGGAAACACAAGGGCCUUUGCUGCCAAGCAGCUGAUUGGCGGCUGGAUCAGCCUCCUGGUUUUUCUAGGAGGCGGGGAUCGCUGCCAAUCAGCGGCGGCAAUCCCCAUCACCAAGAACAGCUGAUCGGGGGUAUUCCAGGAAGCUGAUCCAAUCGCCGAUCAGCUGCUCGGCAGCAAAGGUUCCAGUGUUCCGUGGCGGUGAAUGGUGGCAGCAGUGGUAGGUGGUGGCAAAUGCUGCCACCACACCAACCGCUGUCCCUCUGUCUCAAUAUUCGUUCUAUAAGACGCACAGACAUUUCCACCCACUUGGGGAGGGGAGAGAUGCGUCUUAUAGUGUGAAAAACACGGUAAGCAAUUGUAUAUUGUUGGUAAUGCAUGUGGGCCCUCCUUAAAAGAGAAUGGAGACACUUUCUCUAAACGUUAACACUUGUUCUUAUUACCCCAGUGAUUAAGCUUAACUCAGUGGCUGUGCCAUUGUAUUUCACUUUUUUUUUUUUUUUGGACUGGGUAGGGUAGAUGGAAGAAAUUAUAAGAUCUGGACCUUUUUCUACAGGAUAAGCAGGUUAACCAUUUACAGUGAAUCGUUUUUUGUUUUUUUAACCCCUCGUCGUAUUCCCUGGGAGGAAAAACAAAAUUAGAAAUCUAAUUUUGUAGAUUUUUUUUUGCCCUGAACAGUGCAGAAGCUUCCUACCAAAGCAGCCUUGGCAAAUGAUGUUGUAUUUUCCCCCCCUCUCUGCAACUG
This is a messenger RNA of Thamnophis sirtalis, 3809 nucleotides long. RefSeq names its product zinc finger and BTB domain containing 33 (gene ZBTB33). Lineage: Eukaryota; Metazoa; Chordata; Lepidosauria; Squamata; Natricidae. Gene Ontology annotation, biological process: regulation of transcription by RNA polymerase II. The record is from RefSeq and is a predicted model, not a curated record. Gene Ontology annotation, molecular function: RNA polymerase II cis-regulatory region sequence-specific DNA binding; protein binding; DNA-binding transcription factor activity, RNA polymerase II-specific.